Messenger RNA from Rubroshorea leprosula, 6647 nucleotides. The record is from the annotation of a GenBank genome assembly. NCBI's taxonomy places the organism in Eukaryota, Viridiplantae, Streptophyta, Magnoliopsida, Malvales, Dipterocarpaceae.
ACCAUUUACCACAUAUAUCUUCUUGGUAUGAUUAUAUUUCAGAAUGAAGUUGAAACUGUUGAAAUUCAGUUCUGGAACUCUUUGGACUUAGGAGCCUGUUCUGUGUUUACUGCUUCUCUGUCAGACUCAUUUUUAUUGCCUUGAGAUUACUAGGAUUUAUUUUGUUUAGGAAAGAAAGAUAAGGGUUUGAUCGUUUGUGCUGGUUAGUGGUAGUUGUGCAUGGUCUAGGGAUGUUUAAGCAGCUUUGUCAAAAGGCAUCACAUUUAUUGUAAGCAUGAGAUUUCAGGGUUGUUUUUUGUUCAUUAAUUCACUAGGUUGGGUUAUUGGGAAUCUUAGACAUUGGACCGAGCUUAACCUGGUUUGUUCUCUGCCCUAGAAAACAGAACCAGUAAAAAAUAUACUGAAUUCAGAUGAACUUAACACAAAUUUACAACUUGGAAUUCCGAACGAGUCAGUAACAAUAUCUGAUUUAGAAAAGUAAUCCUCUAUUGUAGGGCGACAAGAAUGGUAAGUACUUUUGUCAAGAAAGGAAGGAAAAAGGUUGGAUUAUGUACCUGUAAAUUUGUGAAUCCUUGGUUGAGAUGAGUUGAUGAUCAGACCUAAUUGUGAUCCGUUAGCUGUGAGCUAGGGCUUCCGUUAUCGGUGAUCCGCGAUCGGCGAUUGGCGGUUGGGGAUUUUUGCUUCCGUUAGCACGUUCCCGUGUCGCGGAAAUGAGGGAAAAUACCAGUCGAUUUGGCAGAGAAUUCAUAUUAAAAGUGUAUUAAUUGUAUUUUUUUAAAAAUUUAUAUAAGAAAAUGCAAAAAAUUUUAUCUUUAACAUUAUCGGGCAUUUUGUCGUAUAACUCAUUUAGUGCAAAAAGUUCAUCCCUCGUUUCUGCCAAUCGUCUGAUCUUUAAGGUGCAAUUUACGACGUUCUUCCAUCAACUCACAAGCUGAGUUCCACGCUUGGAAAGAAGAGAGGGUCGUCGGAGAAAUCUUUCUUGUUUUGAGCAAAGCAAGUGGCACGCCAUUUCAUCUGCCACGUGUCAAGGAGAUUUUUUGGGAUAACAAUCUCUUUUUGGCACACCCAGUGGGACCUCCUGGCGAUCAUGUAUCAAGAAACGUUUUUUAAUCCACUCUUUGCUUUUCCUGGGCAUAAAGCAGCCAUAGCCAUGCCUAGGAGAGUUGGAAAAGAAGUUGCACAGCAAGUGGAAAUUGCUCCUAUGAGUCGAAGACAUUCUCAAGGUGAAAAUAGUCCGAAGCACCUUCCACCUAUUUCUCCCUUGGCUGAUCGCUCAUAUGGCAAUCCCAUAUAUCGCAAUGAUGAUGAGGAGAAUGUUGAUUCUGUUGAGUCAAGCAAUAAAAUAUCUCAAGAACUUCAGCAGAUAAGGAAGCUACAAGAAGAAGCUAAUCAGAACAUGGAGUGCAGUCUACAAAGCUUUCUACAAGCCCAACGACAACAUUCAGAUCAUUUCACUCAAUCUUUGAAUGUUAUUGAAAGGGCCAUUCAUGACAAUUCUGGAGCUAUUCGAGAAAAAGUAGCAGAAAGUCGCAGAACCUUCACUGCAGUUUCUGAGAGAACCAUGGAACAUGUUCGACAGCAACAAAAUGUUCCAAGGCAACCCGUACCUCCAGCAAUGGAAUUACCACAGCAAAAUCUUCCAGAUCCUUUGCCCGGGGGGCACGGGGGGCAUAUUAAUCAGCCACAGGUGGUGCAACAAAUGCCCAAUGCUCAAAAUAAUGCUCUUGGUGCAGGCCAGGUGCAAUUCAAUAGGCGGCAACAAAACAAUCUUGCUGGUGGCAUCCUUGGACCACAAGAUCCUGUGGAAGCAGCAUUUCGUGUGCAGCUGAGCAGUUCAACGCCAAUCAGCAAAGAUAUAAAUCAAUUGAUUGAUCUAGUCCAGGAGACAUAUGGUUCAGCUCUGAGACCAUUGGUUCGUCCUUCCUAUCACAAGCCGUAUCCAGAUUACAUAGAUCGGGAUAAUCCAUUUCCUCGUGGAUUCAAAGUGCCUGAAUUUACUUUGUUUUCUGGGGAUACAAGCCAGUCAACCAUUGAACACAUUGGUAGGUUCACUAUUCAAUGUGGGGAGGCAUCGGGUGAUGAUUUUUUGAAGUUGAGACUCUUCCCAAGUUCUUUAACUGGUACCGCACUGACAUGGUAUCUAAGUCUGCUGCAAAAUUCUGUGUUCACCUGGAGACAAAUGGAAGAUUUGUUUCAUAUUCAAUUCUACCGCUCAGAGCCUGAGAUAUCCAUGGCUGAUCUUUCUAGAUUAACUCAACGAGCCAAGGGAAUCUUCAGAAAAUUAUCUUAUGCGGAGGCUCGACAUACAGAUCACUCUCAUAUGGUUAAGCCUCCACAGCGACCUCCAAGUAAAAGAUGGGAGAAGGUCGUGCAUCCCAAGUUUCCAAAAGAACCUGUGAGAAAUCCUAGAACUUUAAGAAGAAGGUUGCAGCGAAAGCGAGCAGAGGCACGUCGUCAUCAACAAUUAGCUACUGAGGAAGUUAAGGUUCCACAAUGUUCUCUCGCAAAGGGAAAGAUGGUGUGGAAAAGGAAAGAAAGUCAAGAGGUUGCUGCCCAGAAUGAAUCUCAGCCGAAAGUGCCACCUCAUAAGCUUACAUCACUGAUCGUCAAUGAAAAUGAGUUGAAGGCAACUUUUGAAGCAGAUCAACAAGCAGAGUUGACUAGCGAUGAUAAUCUUCUUGAGGACAUGGAUGUUCUGCAGAUUGGCAGCAUCUCUAUUAAUCUCUCUUGUCUGGUUCUCACGCUUCCUUUGGUUUUUCAAGCCAAGGGUAGCGAGACUACCCAUGUUCCUACCCAUGUUUCCAAUGGCAGCAUGUUUGUCGAAGAAGAAAUGAUAGAGGUUCCAGCCCAAGAAGAGGAAGAGGAGCAUGAUAUCCUCUCGGAACAAAUUAUCUUUAACAAACCAGAUGAAAAUGUGGCUCGACAUAUAAAGCCACUCUACAGUUCAGCUCACAUGGAUGGAGUUCCAGUGAAUCGAGUCAUGGUUGACAAUGAAGCAACAGUCAACGUCAUACCUUCUUUUAUGCUGAGGAAUUUGGGUAAAAAUUAUGAGGACUUGGUUUAUACUGACGUAACCAUCAGUGAUUUCACAAGUGGUGUUAGCAAAUCAAAAGAAGUGCUGCCGGUUGCACUUACUGUCGGCAGCAAGACGUCAAUGAGUGCUUUCUUUGUUGUAGACUCUUCUGUAACUUAUAAUGCAUUACUGGGACGUGAUUGGAUCCAUUCGAAUUGGUGUGUUCCAUCUUCGCUCCAUCAAAGACUCAUUUUUUGGAAUGGAGGCAAAACUGAGGUGGUCUAUGCUGACAACAGACCAUUCUUAGCCAAUUCCAAUAUGGUGGAAGCACGGUACUAUGAUGAAGACGUAGGAACCAUCCAUUUCUUCGGCAUGGAUAGACAAGGAAGACCUCGUGGAAUCACUGCUUGCAACAAGCCUACCUUGGCUAAGAUAAACAAAGAAAGAAAGGAGGCCGUAUCUGAAAUUCUAAAGAAAUUAGCGACCUAUUUUGCUGAAAGAAAUACAGAAGCAAAUCUGUCGGAGGUGGUACAUGAAGGUGAGAAGGACACCCAUACCGACGGAGUCACAAUGAAGGAGUUAGAUCUGGCCCCUGCAAAGCUAGAUGACCUCAGGGCCGAUGUACAAGAUCCAUUGAAGGAAGUUAAUCUGGGAACGGAGGCAGAGCCACGCAUUGCUUUUGUCAGUUUAGACCGAGAGUUGGUAGAACAUAGACUACCAAUCAACAAAGGAUAUAAGCCGUACAAACAGCCGCCACACCGUAUGUCUCCAGAAGUGAUUUUGAAGGUGAAGGAAGAAGUGGAGCGGCUGCAUAAAGUUGGUUUUAUACGGACAGCCAGAUACUCAAAAUGGUUGUCUAAUAUGGUUCCAAUAGUGAAGAAGAAUGGAAAGCUCAGAGUUUGCAUUGAUUUUCGAAACUUAAAUCUAGCCACACCAAAGGAUGAAUACCCUAUGCCAGUAGCAGAUUUACUUGUUGAUGGGGUUGCACGCCAUCGCAUUUUAUCUUUUAUGGAUGGGCAUAGUGGCUAUAAUCAGAUCUUUAUUGCAGAAGAAGACAUAAGUAAAACGGCGUUUCGUUGCCCUGGAAACAUAGGUACGUAUGAAUGGGUCGUGAUGCCGUUUGGGUUGAAAAAUGCAGGAGCUACAUAUCAGCAGGCCAUGAAUGCAAUUUUCCAUGAUAUGAUUGGCCGCUUCAUGGAGAUUUAUAUCGAUGAUGUUGUUGUUAAAUCCAUGGAGGAUGAAGAACAUUUGGAGCACUUGAGGAAAGCUUUUGAAAGAAUGCGACAGCAUGGUUUGAAGAUGAAUCCUCUCAAGUGUGCUUUUGGUGUUACAGCAGGGAAUUUUUUGGGUUUUCUGGUCCAUGAACGAGGCCUAGAGAUGGACAAAAACAAAGCAAGGGCCGUAAUUGAAGCACGGCCACCACAAAAUAAAAAGGAAUUACAAAGGUUUCUUGGUCAGGUUAAUUUCCUAAGGAGGUUUAUUUCUAAUUUGGCGGGCAAAACUCGUGUUUUUUCACCUCUUUUGAAGUUGCAGCCUGAUGCAGAUUUUAAAUGGGAGAGGCAGCACCAAGCCGCCUUUGAUGCCAUCAAGGAAUACUUGUCCAAGCCACCUGUGUUGGUUCCUCCAGCCGUCAAAGGACAGGCUUUAGCAGACUUUUUAGCAGAUCAUCCUUGCUUAGAUGUUAACGCUGAUGAAGAUAAGGGAAUCAAUCUCUUUUCCAUUGACUUGGUUCCUUGGAGGCUUAUUUUUGAUGGGUCUAGCACUGAUCAAAUCUUCGGGGCUGGAAUUAUUAUUGUUUCUCCAGAUGGCAUAAAAACCCAAUGGUGUUUUCAGUUAGAUUUUGAAUGUACCAAUAACCAAGCAGAAUAUGAAGCUUUGGUAAUUGGCCUUGAGUUGUUGGUAGAGUUGAAGGUGCCAUCGGUUGAAAUUGUGGGUGAUUCUCAAUUAGUUCUCAAGCAAUUAAGUGGCGAAUACAAGUGUACAAGCGUGGUUUUGUCUCCAUAUUUUGCCACUGCCAUCCAACUACUGGAGGAAUUUGAUGAUGUCUCCCUGAAGCAUAUUCCUCGCAACAUGAAUGUUGAAGCAAAUGAACUUGCACAGAUUGCUUCAAGUGUAAAAAUGCCUGAAGGCAUCUUGGAGAAGGUCAUCGUCAUUGAAAAACGUAUGCUGCCUUCAAUUCAUCAAAGAGGAAUAACGGUGGAAGCAUGCUCACUAGAUGUCACACCUACAGGCUGGAGGCAUCCAAUAAUAGAACAUUUGAGGAAUCCCAGUUCUAAAACAUCAAGGAGAACGAGGAUGCAAGCUUUAAACUAUGUGCUACUCGGGGAUGUUUUGUAUCGUAGGGGGCAGGAUGAAUUAUUGUUGCGCUGCCUCGGUCUUGAUGAAAGUUGCCAUGUGAUGUCAGAUGUUCAUAAUGGUAUUUGCGGUGCUCAUCAGGCAGGGAUUAAGAUGAGAUGGAUAAUUCGAAGGCAUGCUUCUGAGUUACAUCCUAUUGUCAAGCCAUGGCCUUUUCGUGGCUGGGCAAUUGAUUUGAUUGGGAAAAUUUAUCCACCUUCUUCUAAAGGUCGUUCUUUCAUAAUAGUUGCUACAGAUUACUUUACUGAGUGGGUGGAGGCAAGGCCUAUGAAGAAGGUUGAGCAAGGAGAUGUCAUCAAGUUCAUAAAAGAGGAUCUGAUACACAGGUUUGGUCUUCCAGAAACUAUCACUUCAGAUCAAGGUACUGUUUUUGUUGGAUCUCAAGUAGAGGCCUUUGCAAAAGACAUGGGAUUUCAUUUGCUUAAUUCAACUCCGCAUUAUGCACAAGCAAAUGGUCAAGCAGAGGCAUCUAAUAAGAUUGUCAUCAACAUCCUGGAGAAAAUGGUUGAUGAUAAUCCCAGGAGAUGGCAUGAGCUUUUUUCAGAUACUCUCUGGGCAUACAGAACCUCACAACGGAGUUCAACUAAGGUGACCCCAUUCUCGCUUACUUAUGGUCAUGAUGCUGUUUUGCCUAUGGAAUUAACGGCAAGGUCUCUGCGGAUUGCAAUUCAAAAUGGCUUGAAUUCUGGGGAAUACAAUGAAGCCAUGAUCAUGGAGUUGGAAGACCUUGAGGAAGCAGGGCUGACAGCAUUGGAUGUGAUGAAGGCCCAGAAGCUUAAAGUGGCACGAGCUUAUAACAAAAGGGUCAAGCAAAAGAAUUUAGCAGAAGGAAGCUUGGUUUGGAAGGCUGUGUUGCCGCUUGGCAAGAAAGAUCCCAGAUAUGGUAAGUGGUCCCCUAAUUGGAAAGGACCAUUCCAAAUUCAUAAAGUUCUUAAAGGAGGUGCUUAUUGGUUAAAAUCUUUGAAUGGGGAGUUGCAUCCGCGCAAGAUCAAUGGCAUUUACUUGAAACCAUAUUAUCCGACUGUGUGGGAGGCACAGGAUAGUUCUGCCUCCACGUCUGCAUGAUCCAGGUUUGCAGACAUUUGUAUAUUAUUUGAUUCAAGUUGUUUUUCUUGCAAUAAGGACACGUAGAGUUUUGGCUUGAACCAUGGAAGCAUACAUAAGACUUGGUGCUGCUAAGGAGGCAUGGCAUGUUCUUACAUUUGUGUUUUAGAGCGGCUUUGUUUGUAAAGCUGUGGGCAGGAUGAAUAAAGCAAGCAAAUAAAUUCAUGUUCAUCAU